UACAUUUCUUUAUAUUUAUUUGAACCUAUUUAAUUAUUUGAUAUAAGCGACUAAUGUAAACAUCAUGGAAAAACCAAGGACGGGUGGCAGUGUUGAAACAACCCUGUGUAUCGUGUGAGGCACUGACAAUCGAUAUGGCUGGGAGAAGAGGGGUUGCUGCCCUGGCACAGAAGAAGUUACUUGUUCUCGUUGACCUAGACGGUGUCAUGGCUGAUUUUGAGGGACACUUUCUUACAAAAUGGAAACAGAAAUAUCCUGAUGAACCAUUUGUUGCUUUGGAAGAUAGGAGAACAUUUUACCUGGCUGAUCAGUAUGAAUCUCUAAAAGAAGGACUGAAGCCAAUGGUUAAAUCUGUUUAUGAGUCUAAAGGAUUCUUCCGAGAUUUACCUCCAAUAGCUGGUGCUUGCAGUGCAGUCAAAGAAAUGAAUGAGAUGGAUGGAGUAGAGGUGUUCAUAUGUUCAAGUCCACUAUUCUUCUACAAACACAGUGCUAAGGAAAAGUUCAUGUGGGUUGAGCAUUAUCUAGGGAAGAACUGGAUAAAUAAAAUUAUACUGACCAGAGACAAAACUAUGGUCAGUGGACACUUACUGAUAGAUGAUAAUGUGAAAAUCAAAGGUGCUAUUGAUCCUCCGUCAUGGGAACAUAUAGUUUUCACAGCUUACUACAAUACAGACAUGAACCUGAGGGGAAAGAGGCGACUGUACAACUGGACAGAUGGAUCGUGGAAAGAUCUCAUCCUAGAGUUCAAAAGAAAACUUUGACGGCGUCUUCUAUUAGGAACUCAAUAGUUAUGCAACAAGCAAUUCUCUUUAUCUAUGCAGGGAUUUUAAUUCAUUUUAAAAAUAGUAUUCGUUAUAUGUGAUAUUAUUUAACCUUUAAUUGUAUUUGUUUUGGUAAAUAUUUUGUUACCAAAAACUUUUGUUGUCUUUUUUAUGAGAGAUAAUUUUCAAGAUUCUCAAAUUCAGAGAAAUACAUUUUAGUUCAUCAUAUGAAAAUCUAGCCAUUGUUAUUAUGUCUGGACGUUGAUAUACUGUCUGGACAACAGAUAUUACAAUUCAUUUUAAAAAUAAUUUGAAAAGAUAUGCAUGGACGUAUUUUUUUUUUGUUUCUUAUGAAUAAAGGGGAAUAACUCCUGCAUUCUUUAAAAAAUUAAUGAAACAUAUCAUUAUAUU
This is a messenger RNA of Saccostrea cuccullata (small rock oyster), 1172 nucleotides long. RefSeq names its product 5'(3')-deoxyribonucleotidase, mitochondrial-like. Bases 135 to 761 code for a protein of 208 amino acids. Gene Ontology annotation, biological process: pyrimidine deoxyribonucleotide catabolic process. The record is from RefSeq and is a predicted model, not a curated record. Gene Ontology annotation, cellular component: mitochondrion. The transcript is spliced from 5 exons. Gene Ontology annotation, molecular function: 5'-nucleotidase activity. Lineage: Eukaryota; Metazoa; Mollusca; Bivalvia; Ostreida; Ostreidae.